AGAAGUUGUACCUUCAACCUCAGGUUCGACCUUCUCCUUCGUCUUUUCGCCAUUUUGAAGUUGUAAUCCCGCCUCUCCUGAUUCUUUACAUCAACUCCCGUUCACUACAUUCUCUCUGGUCUGCAUAAACUCGGACAUCGCAUCGAAAUCAUCACCGUGCCUUCUUCGUUUUAUUACUUCUCUCUUCAAACCACACUGCGCAGUUUCCCAUCAUUGGCAAACGUCUGUCGCUCAUUCGGACAAGAGCUCCUUUCCCACUAGAGAAAUACUUAAUUACGCCCACACGCAUAGUCACCACAUACGCAUCUCUAUUUGCAUCUUCUGUUUCUUGUCUACAGCUUACCAUCACCAAAACUGCCUCAGUUUUGCUGGUCUCUGCCGGCAAACCGCGUUUGAUACGACAUCCUUCAAAACUGAUACAUUGUUAGCCAGUGCAUCAGUUGUGUGAUCAUCCACACAAUCGACGGUAGCAACACUACUAUUAUCGCAUUAAUCAGACCUGCUUGGAUCGCUUUUAUCCCUGAUUUACUCUUGUAAUACCAUUACGAUCGCCCUAUUUUAGAGGCCAUCAUCCAUUCCUUAUUCAGACUUCAUUUCUAAUCCUUCUUCCGCCACCGUUUGCAUCUGAAUUAGCAACAUCGAUCUCUCAGGGCCAUUAAUCCUUUGAUAGUUCGCAGCAAUUCAUUUAGUUUGAGCAUGGACGCCGGCGGUCUCGCUCAAAUGUCGCAUAACGGUUACGCUUCGCCUUCUGGCUUGGGCAUGCCCACUGGAGGCUUGGCAUCGCGUCGUGGUGGUGGCCAGAACAUCAAACCGCUGUCUUUCGAUGCCAUUAAGGGUGCCUCGGACCCCAAAGACAACGGAGCUCCAACCCCACGGACUAGCCGAUCUCACCUGCUUGCAGGUCUCAGAACGGCCCCCAAGUCGGCUACAGCGACUUCGUUCGCUGCCUCGGCCACUUCUGCCGCUCCUCCUCGUGUCAUGAAUAGGAACAGCAUUUCUGGAAACAUGUACGGCAGUCAGGAUAAUGCGUACAGUGGUCCGAAGACAUCGCUUCCACGAUUCUCGUCCCAGCAGCAAAUGCCACCUCAGCAGCAGAAUUACAAUCCAAUGGUGAACAUGGGCCACCAACACUACACACCAGAACAGAUAUUGGCACCUCCUGAGCUUCAUCUCGAUGAGCAGGUCCAGGAUCAAAUGGACCCUUCACUCUAUGCUCAGUUGGUUGCAACUAAUAUGUAUCUGGCUCAGCAACAGCAACGCUUGCAGCAACAGCUCCUCAGUGUUCAAGCCGCUGCUCAGCAAUUUCAGGCCAUGAACCUGAGUGGCCAAUCGGUAUUACAGCAACAAAUGGCACUUCAGAACCUUUACCAUCAGCAACAGCAGUUGAAGAAUUUGCAGCAGUCCAUGGCCACGUCCCUGCCCACUCCACAGAACUUGUAUGCAUACUACGAUCCUUCGACUGGCCAGCAGGUGUACUAUGUCGACCAGAACGCUUCCCAGGCGACCAACAACUAUGUGGACCGCACUCCUGCCACUCCUCAGGUGUACAACCGUCAACAGCAUAGCCACAACAACAGUACUCCUCGGGUUCAGGUCUCGCCCCCUCCUGCAGAGAAUAACCCUCCCGCCUUCCGAACCAAUACGCCCCCCAAGAAAGUAGAACAAACACCAGAACCGAUGCCUCUUCCGCCUCCAUCUGCGAAUGCUUUCCGUCGAGGUCAUAAGAAGUCAUCGUCUUUGGCGAAUUCUAACAAGGGACUGUCUCUGUCCAUGGACGAUGCUCCCAAGUCGGCUGGCCCGAAGACGGCUUCUUUCCCAUUGUCGCCCAUGGUUAAUGGCGGUUAUGGUCCUGGUCAGGGUCGUGCUGGUGAACACCCAAUUCGUCAGCCUCGCGGCCCUCCCGCGCUCGACGAGCUUCGAGCAAAGCCUACUGCCAAACAUGAGGGCAGUAAGAACUUCGCUGCCCGAACUCGCCGCUCAGCUGUUCACAACCUUGUUAAGGCUGGGUUGGUUAGGCGCAAGGGUACGGGCAGUAGCUGCGGAAGCAUGAGCCCCGUAUCUGAGUGCGCCGAGGAGGUUUGCAGUCCACUGACUGACAAUGAGUCUGAUUCCGGGCGUAGUGGCUCGGGCAGUCUCUCCGGCGACGCUGAACCAAGUCUGGCUAGUUCUAGGACUUCUACCAGCGGUAGUUGGGGGGCUAUUGGCUCUGAUCGACCAGGCUCUCGUCAGAAGUCGCGAAAGAGUGUGGACAGCUUAUCUAGCACUGGUGAAGGUGAGGGUAGCUUUGCGAGUGUUUUCAAGAAUGGAUCUCAAAAAUCACCAAAGACCGACUCAACUGAUGGGCAGCGAAAAGCACCUAUGCUCGUGCUUACCAGCGCUGAGAAGCGCAAGGGUAGCGUCGCAGUAGCUUAAGGCUUAGCCGGACUAAUUUUUCUUUUCACGCAAUAAUGAUCGCAUGCUCCCGACGUCUUUGUCUUUUCACGACUAUUGCGAUGGAGUGGUAGAUCCCUCUAAGCAGAGAUUACGCAUGAAGGGACGGGACUGUAUCGGAGAACAGAAUGGCUCUUUCUUUCCGCGAUUUGACUUUUUAUUUUGGAGGGCACUGGAAUCUGGUUUCGAGGAUGGCGGCAUCCCCAGACGUUGAUUUUCGUUUGCAAUACCAAUCUGAGCCCAGCAUCCGGUGGUACGCUUCUUUGAGAGGACUUGGCGGCUUGGAGAGAAUAAAUCCCCAUAGGUGGGAUUCUUUUUGCUGUUCAUACUUCAUGUCAUUCUCUCAGACAAACCACACAUGAUGUUCACUUCUCAGUACGUUGCGUUUGGAGGGAACUCCGAUGAGGGAACAUCUCACUUACGACCCUUGUGGAUGCCUCUUCCCUUACAAAUUGUGUAGGCUGAUGCUCAGCCUAAUGAUCAUGGCAUUUAAAUCCAAAGAGGCAAUUGCCCCCAAUUCCUUAGGUAGAGAUCAAUGGCUCAAUGGGAAUGUCGUCCAUAUUUCAUCUUAA
Messenger RNA from Hypoxylon fragiforme, 3002 nucleotides. RefSeq lists its product as uncharacterized. The record is from RefSeq and is a predicted model, not a curated record. The coding region runs from base 697 to 2412 and encodes 571 amino acids. The transcript has a single exon. Lineage: Eukaryota; Fungi; Ascomycota; Sordariomycetes; Xylariales; Hypoxylaceae.